This is a messenger RNA of Scatophagus argus, 4377 nucleotides long. RefSeq names its product serine peptidase inhibitor, Kunitz type 1 a (gene spint1a). Lineage: Eukaryota; Metazoa; Chordata; Actinopteri; Scatophagidae. Gene Ontology annotation, molecular function: serine-type endopeptidase inhibitor activity; protein binding. The record is from RefSeq and is a predicted model, not a curated record. The coding region runs from base 382 to 1905 and encodes 507 amino acids. The transcript is spliced from 10 exons.
UGGCGUGUCAGGAGUUGAAUUUCACUUCCUGUAUCUCUCAGGUGAGUCAGUCGGGCAAUGUCCUCGGUUGCUCAGGUUUAUGUCGACAUCAAACCGGUAUGUCUCAUGUGAGAGUUUCGGAGCUGUGAACGAUCAGAUCCGUCCGUUGGGUCUUUGUGGACUUUGUGAACCAUCACUGGAUGCACGAAAGGGAGCCAGCGGCCAACUUAAGGUUGAUUUGUGAGAAGAAGCAAACUGUUGCUUUGCCCAUUUGCGGCCUAAACGCUGCUGGGAGAAGUUGAUUUUUAAAAUAACAAGCGAUUUUAUUCUGUUUUGAUUUCGCUAUCGUUAUAGGUAGUCUUUUGAUUUUACUUUUGUGUCAAUAUUCACAGCACCUUGAAAAUGUAUUCACUUAUUAAAGGGCAAUUUGGGGCGUGCUCGCUUUUGCUUAUAGUGCUACUACUUGACCCCUCUUACGGCAACAAUGAAGUUGGUCAGAAAUGUUUAGCCACGUUUCAGAAAGGUCGGGACGAUUUUAUUCUCGAUGCUGACGAAUCUGUGAAAGACGGCGCGACUUUCAUUUCGUCGCCGAAACUGGACCAUGAAAAGGACUGUGUGACUGCCUGCUGCAAAGAGCCUAAGUGCAAUCUCGCCUUCAUGGAGAGAGGAGAAGAAGGCUUGGUCAGCUCCUGCUUUCUGUUUGACUGUCUGUACAAAAAGAAAUACGUGUGUCGUUUCGUCAGGAAGAAAGGAUACACGAAUUACAUCCUGGACAGCGUUCACGAGAGCUACCUGGCAGUGGAUGUUCCCCCAAAUGAGUCUGACCAUCCCCCUGUGGCCAACGGAGGCCAGGACCUGGUGGUCCAGCCUCAGGACAUAGUGACCCUGAAUGGCAUAGCAAGCAAAGAUGACAAGGGGAUUGCGUCCUUCCAGUGGCAAAUGCUCACUGGGUAUCCUUAUGCCAUCAUUGAGAAAACCAACUUUGACGACCAGAUUAUGGUAUCCAAUCUGACUUCUGGGGUGUACAAGUUCCAGCUGACUGUCAUAGACACCAAUGGCCAGUCAGACUCAACCAAGGUCACCGUCCUGGUCCUUACUCCUGAGCAGUCUGAGCAUCACUGCAUGGCUCCAAAGAAGAUUGGGCCGUGUCGCGGCUCCUUCCCUCGCUGGCAUUACAACGCUGCCUCAAAGAAUUGUGAGGAGUUCAUGUUUGGGGGCUGCAGGGAGAAUCUCAACAACUAUCUCUCCAAGGAUGAGUGCACCAGUGCCUGCUUUGGCUCAGAAAAAACUAGAAUAACUGGAAGAGGUUUGCCAAUUCCUGCGCCUCAAGGAGAAAAAUGUGGCGCUCCAUGUACCACAGAGGAGUUCGCCUGUUCAAAUGGCUGUUGUCUGGAUCCAGGACUGGAGUGCGAUGCAACCCCACAAUGUUCCGACGGCUCAGAUGAGCAGAAAUGCGAGGACUUGGACAACAAGUUCCGUAUUCUGCUGCAGAUUCCAGUGAAUGAACAAAAAGUGCGCUGCACAGAGCUUCCCAACACAGGAACGUGCAGGGACAGUUUCACCAAAUGGUACUACGACCCCAUGCAGCAAACCUGCUUCCGCUUCAACUACGGCGGCUGCCAAGGAAAUGAGAACAGAUUUGAUUCUGAGGAGGCCUGUAUGAAAAUUUGCCGUGGAGUAACAGAAAAUGACGUUUUUACAAGAAAUACGGAAUUAGGAAAGAGAGUGUCAGAAAGCCACACAGUUACCAUAGCGAUAGCUGUCCUCCUGGGUCUGGCUAUCCUCAUCCUACUGGGCAUCCUGGUGUACUGCAUCAUGAAGGCAAGGAAGUCUUCGCAACACCAGCGUAUUCCUGUCAACACGGUCCCGGUCACCUUUGAGGACAGAGAACGUCUUGUCUACAACAGCACCACCAAGCCCAUCUGACACUCCUCAGUCCUCACCUGUCCUGGUGGUGAAUUACAUUUGGUUGCUUUAGCUAUGUUGUACCACUGAACAUACUCAGAUUGAUGUUAGAGGAAACGAUGUCCACUGACUGCGUUUGAAUGCUAGAGGGGCUGUAUUUUGUCCUGAUAUCGAUGUAUCUUCUAAGGGUGAUGUACACAGAAGGCAGAAUACCUUCGAUGAUAAAAUGUGAUGUCUAAUGAUUUAACUAUUAGCUUGUAUAUAAUACAGUGGACUGGCGUUGUUGGCUAUCACUUUGUACUCAGGUUAAAAGGGCAGGAUUUUUAAUAGUGUGGAGGUAGAUAACCACUGUGUAUCAUCCCAUGAGACCAGUUUAAAUUCCUAAAUAUUUUCUCCUUUGUUGUGCUUUCCUCCAUUAGGUGCUCUGACAUCUGUCAGUGAGCAGCUCUUUUUGAAAUACAUUGAGUUUUAAUGUCAGACCCCUAAUUGUUAUAGGUCUACAUUGGACUGUUACUUUUAAGAGUCUAGAUGCCCUCACUUUUUUGUGAACCUAAGCUCUGGGAAAGGUUAUGUGGGUAUGUAAAGUCAUAUGGAGGAUCCCUUCAACAGUCCUUUCACACCAGCUUUUUCACUCUGCCAGAUUUAUUUUUGUUCCUGUUCAUACACCAUUGUUACAUGGAAGCUUAAUGUUGUACAUAAUCUUUGAAUUUUAAGAAAGUAAUAUUUUACAAAAGGUUAUUUUGUGAGAGAUUUUUCAAGUGUUUUUUAGAAUAAGCAGAAUGCACACACUAAGCAGUGCUUAUACGCUAGAAAGCAGCCUGGUUGUUGAAUAUUCAACAUUUUAAACUUUGUACAUAUGACCUGAUAAUAGGUUUCUGUUCCUUUUGCAGUAUCCUCAUGUUUAUGCUAAAUAAACAUAUUAACUCAAGAGAUACUUGGGAAUUUUUUUGUCUUCAAAAAGAUACCAACUUGUUUGAACAGGUUUUUAAAGUUCUGUGUUCUUAAUCGACUUCACUGUGAUUGUUUGCUCAACUCUUUGUCUUGCAUCAUAGGAUGCAUUAUUUUUUUUCCUGACUGUAAUUUAUGAUGUAGACGCCGUGUGUGGAAAAAGACACACCCAUCUACUCGAUUCCUCUCAAGUGCAAUUUUUUUGGUUCAUGUCCAUCUUUCUAAAUGUAACUACAUAAUGCAAUUUCCUCAUGUUGUUGUAUUUUGAGUUUUGUUUUUGUUUUGUUAGUUUCAAUAGCCUCUGGUUACUAGUAUAAAAUGAUUAGUGACUUUUUUGUGUAACAAAUUUUUUUUGCAGAUUAUGCACUGGUUCUUUUACUUCUUUUUCCUGUUCUGACUUUCAGUUUUUCUGUGUGGGAUCAGUUUUUUGUAUUAUAAUCAUAGAUAGUUCAAAUAGAGCUUAGGCCACUACUUUUACAUGUUUUUCAUUAUGUUUGGAUUCAUAUGCUCAAAUAAAAUGUGACAGACAGUUGUCUUUAGAAAGAUAAAGAUAAUCUGCCUUCAUGAGAUGGUUGCUUUUUCAGUUUCAUCUGAUUAAUAUGUGUUGUGUUAAAGUCGACAUAAAAACUAAAAACACCCAACAUUUUGACAAACUUUGGAUCUUGAGAUGCCACUUCUGAUUGAUCUAAUCUCCGUUCAACUGUCACUUUCAAACAUCUGAUGUUGUCACAUUUGUUUGAGUCAGAUAAAACCAACAAAAGUAUGUUAAACAUGUUAAAUGCACACCUGAGAUAUGUAACAUAAGCUACUAAACCACAGUUGCAGUAUAAACUGCAUCAGCAAACCAGUCACAUUUGUUUUUGUUUUUUCUGUUAGUUUUUUGCAAAUAUUGACUGGUUAAAUAGAGUCAUACAAUCAUCUUUCCCUGGAUUUAUAAUAUGUGUGGGAAUCUUAGUGAUGGUCAAAUUUCAGUCGUGCAACUACAAAGGGGCAUUGUCCUUUAUUACCAGCAGAUGGCGACAUUGCUUCGUUAGAUAUUCAACUUAGCGGCCUUGUGUAGCUAAAUCUGAUUAAUGUGGUCUACACAAACUUAUGUCGUUUAUUCUGAAAUCUUUGUCUUAUUCGGAGUCAUUAGGAUCUUUUGCAUUAUUUAUUAUUAUUAAUAUGAAUUUAAGACUAUAAAGCUGCAAAUUGUACCAGGGCAAGUUACUUCCAUAUGACAGCACAGGCUACAUUUUCACAUUGACAAUAAGCUGGACGACUUUUCUUUCAAUGAAGUCGUCCAGCAUAUUGUUUUCUUCAUAGCCUGUAUGGAGGCAGCAAAGAGGGGGCAGUGCAAAGCAAAAGCGCCCCUCUCUAUUUAGACAGACAUAAAUUAGCACCCACCCAAUUGAUUUACUGAAACCACCCUUUGUGAGCCCUCCUGUCAACUGACCUAGCCGUCAUAAAUGUAAUUGUCAGGGUUACAAUUUAUUAUGCUCUUUCACAAGCCUGUCAUUCGUUUGCAUAUGUUAUAUCAUGAGUGUAAAUAAAAUACUUCUGUGG